GAUCUGUACUGUUCUGUUUCUGCCCUCACGCCGCAGGCAGCUGAGCACCUCGCGGGCAGCCCCGAAACCACCCACUGGCAGUAGUUGAGAGAGCGGCUCUGCAGUCCGACCAUCACUUUAUAAAACCACAGCUCUGCAGAAACUGCCCUUGUCACCCUUCAGUUGCAUCCCUGCCCAUGAGUACAGCAUCGGGAUGAGCCGAAACUCUCUGUAUGGCCGGAGUGGGGAAGGAUACACUCCAGAGCUGACAAUUUACUGGUUCAUCAGUGAAACAACAUUACAUUAUGAAGAUGUAAGGAAAAAAUCCUACGCUAACGUUGUUGCAGUUUGAAAGGCUUCUCUGCAGAAUGUCAAACAAAGAUCGACACAUUGAUUCCAGCUGUUCGUCCUUCAUCAAGACGGAACCCUCCAGCCCGGCCUCCCUGACGGACAGCGUCAACCACCACAGCCCAGGUGGCUCUUCAGACGCCAGCGGGAGCUACAGUUCAACCAUGAAUGGCCAUCAGAACGGACUUGACUCGCCACCUCUCUACCCUUCUGCUCCUAUCCUAGGAGGUAGUGGGCCUGUCCGGAAACUGUACGAUGACUGCUCCAGCACCAUUGUUGAAGACCCCCAGACCAAGUGCGAAUACAUGCUCAACUCGAUGCCCAAGAGACUGUGUUUAGUGUGCGGUGACAUUGCAUCUGGGUACCACUACGGGGUAGCAUCCUGUGAAGCCUGCAAGGCAUUCUUCAAGAGGACGAUUCAAGGUAAUAUAGAAUAUAGCUGCCCUGCCACGAAUGAAUGUGAAAUCACAAAGCGCAGACGUAAAUCCUGCCAGGCUUGCCGCUUCAUGAAGUGUUUAAAAGUGGGCAUGCUCAAAGAAGGAGUGCGUCUUGACAGAGUACGUGGAGGUCGGCAGAAGUACAAGCGCAGAAUAGAUGCGGAGAACAGCCCAUACCUGAACCCUCAGUUGGUUCAGCCAGCCAAAAAGCCAUAUAACAAGAUUGUCUCACAUUUAUUGGUGGCUGAACCGGAGAAGAUCUAUGCCAUGCCUGACCCUACUGUUCCCGACAGUGACAUCAAAGCCCUCACUACACUGUGCGACUUGGCCGAUCGAGAAUUGGUGGUUAUCAUUGGAUGGGCAAAGCAUAUUCCAGGCUUCUCCACGCUGUCCCUGGCGGACCAGAUGAGCCUUCUGCAGAGCGCUUGGAUGGAAAUUUUGAUCCUUGGUGUCGUGUACCGAUCUCUUUCCUUUGAGGAUGAACUUGUCUAUGCAGACGAUUAUAUAAUGGAUGAAGACCAGUCCAAAUUAGCAGGCCUUCUUGACCUAAAUAAUGCUAUCCUGCAGCUGGUAAAGAAAUACAAGAGCAUGAAGCUUGAGAAAGAAGAAUUUGUCACCCUCAAAGCAAUCGCCCUUGCUAAUUCAGACUCCAUGCACAUAGAAGAUGUCGAAGCCGUUCAGAAGCUUCAGGAUGUCUUACAUGAGGCCUUGCAGGAUUACGAGGCCGGCCAGCACAUGGAGGACCCUCGCAGGGCUGGCAAGAUGCUGAUGACACUGCCGCUCCUCAGGCAGACCUCUACCAAGGCCGUGCAGCAUUUCUACAACAUCAAACUGGAAGGCAAAGUCCCCAUGCACAAACUUUUUUUGGAAAUGCUGGAGGCCAAGGUCUGACUAAAAGCUUCCCCGGGCAUCCUAUCCUGCACGCCGAAAAAGGGAAAAAUAAACCCAAGAGUGAUGUCAAAAAAAAACUUAGAGUUUAGUUAACAACAUCAAAAAUCAAGUAAGACUGCACUGAUCAUUUAGCAGCAAGACUAUGAAGCAGCUUUCAGAUUCCUCUGUAUCCUCCUGAUGAGUUUUUUUCUACCUUAAUCUCAUCUUUUCUCCGUUUCUUUUGCUCUUUUUUUUUUUUCUCCCGCC
Molecule: messenger RNA, 1901 nt
Organism: Balaenoptera musculus (blue whale)
Lineage: Eukaryota; Metazoa; Chordata; Mammalia; Artiodactyla; Balaenopteridae
Gene: ESRRG
Product: estrogen related receptor gamma
Exons: 9
Coding region: 348-1655 (435 amino acids)
Biological process (GO): retinoic acid receptor signaling pathway; regulation of DNA-templated transcription
Cellular component (GO): nucleus
Molecular function (GO): steroid binding; zinc ion binding; nuclear receptor activity
Source: RefSeq, a predicted model, not a curated record